AAUGAAUGUAGCAUUUUUAUAUUAAAAUUGCCAUCUAAAAAUGUAAAAGCAAUUACAUAGUUAGAACAACACAUUUUGAACCAUUACUAAUAAUUGAGUUAGGCAAGAUAAUCAAUGGAUACUAAAAUAGUGAAGUUAUGAGGAACAAACUACAUAUAUAAUAACUUUAAUGGGUACUCCAGAAACUAAUUAGGAAAAAAUAACAAACACACAAUGGAGAUAUCUGGGAAGCAUCAUCUUCACCAAGUGAUCCAAGUUAGCUUCACCCCAAUAAUAGGCCAAAUUAGCAUCAUAUUCUUGCUUAGAAUACACACAGAAGAAUACUAUUUUUCCUGCAGAAAGUGAAUGAUUUGAACAAAAACUUUGAGGAAUAUUGUACACUCUUAAAUUGUUGGAUAUUUUGCUGAAGAACUCUUCAAAACAUCAGUAUUCAGAAAUGCACAAAAAGGCUGAGUAAAUAUUAUAGAUGCAAGAGACUAAAGACAGAUGACAAUAGAUAUAAUGCAUAAUCUUGGAUUAGGUCCUGAACUUGUGUGGUUGGAGGGGGAAUAUUGUAUAUUAGAGAAAAGAAAUGUGUCAAUGCAAUAUUAAAUUUUCUGAUUUUAAUACUUAUAUUGUGGUCAAGCUAGUGGGAAUUAGUUUUUUCUUACUAAGAAAAAUCAGAAAUUUAAAGUUAAAUAUUAUGCCUACACUUCAAUCUCAAAUGGUUCAAAAAAUAAAAAUUGUAUAAAGAUAAUAAGACUAAUAAUAAUGUUAACACAUGCUGAAUCUGCAUGAAAAUAAGUGGGAGUUCUUAUGCAAAAUUUGUGACACUGUCUGCAAGUUUAAAUUUAUUUCAUAAUUAAAUUCUAGAAACAGGUAACAAAUCUUGGGAACUUGAAGGGGCAUAUCUAAUAGGGACAAAGACACAGCCUUUAUCUUGGUUCAUUUUCAGACAAAAACUCAAAUUUUUUGACUUUUCUAUCAUACUUCAGUUCUUGACAGACUGCCAUUAAGGAAUGGGAGGCAACCAAUCAUGGGUCACAGAAUUCAUCCUGGUGGGAUUCCACCUCAGUGCAGAGAGGGAACUGCUCCUCUUCUGGAUCUUCUCCCUGUUAUAUAUUUUCAGCCUGAUGGCAAAUGGCAUGAUCUUGGGACUCAUCUGUCUAGACCCCAGUCUGCACACCCCCAUGUACUUCUUCCUCUCACACCUGGCGAUUAUCGACAUGUCCUAUGCUUCCAACAAUGUUCCCAAGAUGUUGGCAAAUCUGCUGAACGAGAAAAGAACCAUCUCUUUUGUUUCAUGCAUACUGCAGACAUUCUUGUAUUUGGCUUUUGCUGCUACUGAGUGCUUGAUUUUGGUGGUGAUGUCCUAUGAUAGGUACGUGGCCAUCUGCCACCCUCUCCAGUACACUGUCAUUAUGACCUGGAGAGUGUGCAUGAUCUUGGCUCUCAUGUCCUGGUCAUGUGGGCUUGCCCUGUCCCUGGUACAUGCAAUUCUCCUUCUAAGGUUGCCCUUCUGUGGGCCCCCCCAUGUGAACCACCUCUUCUGUGAAAUUCUGUCUAUCCUCAAGCUGGCCUGUGCUGACACCUGGGUUAACCAAGUGGUCAUAUUUGCUGCCUGUGUGUUUGUCUUGGUCGGGCCUCUUUGUCUGAUGCUGGUCUCCUACAUGCACAUCCUCUGGGCCAUCCUGAAGAUGCAGACAAAGGAGGGCCGCAGAAAGGCCUUCUCUACCUGCUCCUCCCACCUGUGUGUGGUUGGACUCUUCUUUGGCAUAGCCAUGGUGGUCUAUAUGGUCCCAGACUCUAAUCAACGAGAGGAGCAGGAGAAAAUGCUGUCCCUGUUUCACAGUCUCUUUAACCCAGUGCUGAACCCCUUGAUCUACAGCCUGAGGAAUGCUCAGGUGAAGGGUGCCCUCCACAGAGCACUGCAGAGAAUGAGUUCUAUGAAAGGAGUGGACAGAGUGUUAGUUGGAUAGGGCUUUGCUUUUAAACCUAUGGUUUGCUCAAGCAAAAACUGAGAAUUUCUUUCCAGUUAGAAGUUUGAUAUGAAUAUGUUAAUUUUUCUAAUUCUAGCUCUGAAAAUAGGACAAGGUUACAGUGAAAAAAUAACAUAUUAUGUUUUACACUACCCUUCCCACUGAAAACUCUAUGGAGUGUGAACCCAGUUUCUGGAUUAAAUUUCUUGUUGAGAGUCACUCCUAUUUGGAGAGUGGAAGACAUCGAAAAGCUAUUUUCCUUUGGAAUUUGCAUCAUUUUCUCAGCAUUUUAUUGCAAAUCUCCCAUUUUGAAAGAAAAGCAAACUAAACUCAAAGCAAGCAAAAAGCAA
Molecule: messenger RNA, 2308 nt
Organism: Cebus imitator (Panamanian white-faced capuchin)
Lineage: Eukaryota; Metazoa; Chordata; Mammalia; Primates; Cebidae
Product: olfactory receptor 2A2
Exons: 1
Coding region: 999-1958 (319 amino acids)
Biological process (GO): G protein-coupled receptor signaling pathway
Cellular component (GO): membrane
Molecular function (GO): G protein-coupled receptor activity; olfactory receptor activity
Source: RefSeq, a predicted model, not a curated record